UUGACUUGUACUAAGUUGUAGACAAGGACACGUUUUGUGCUGAGUCCGUUUGUGCUUCUCCGAGCUUCUGUCAUUGUUCCAGUUUGUUGUGACUUUUCACUACAAUAGUAUCGCUUACUAUCCCUAGUCUAGAAUAGGGCCGUGAGCGGCAGUUCUAACAGCAGCAAUUGCAAUUGAUGAGCUAUUGGGGAUUUUUUGCAUUACUGAUUUCCCAUGUCCAUCGUGACAGAGUUCGCUGUAUCACUGCUACACUAACACAGCGGAGUACAGUUCCGCAGGGUUGCUAUGCUGAGACAGUCAACCGUAUGCUCCCUAAUUGAUGUGGCGAAGCCAAACCCAGGGAGCCAGGCAAAGUCUGGAUCUGAGAAGCGGCAGGUGUGGCGGUUGCACAAGUAUGCUCGAUUUGUUCCGAUAGAGCAUGGAGGCGGACAAUCCAGUACUGCCGCUACAACAGGAGGAACAUGGAAACACUAUGGCAGCACAGCAGGUGAGAAUGAUGGAGAGUUGAGUCUGAGUAUACUGGAGGGAGGCCACCUGUUGAUCGGAGUCGACAGAGAAAUUCUGGAAAACCUCAUGCUAUGGAAUGCACACAAGUGGCUGAGAAUUGCGCGAAAAGGAGACAGUCUUCUGUUUGUGUCACUCAACCCUGGGCAGACAAAUCGAAGAUUUCGCGUACGAUUCCAGGGUGAUGAAGAGGAGAGCAAUGAGGAGGCUUGCGAGCGCUGUAUAUCCUUGCUACAGUCAUAUACAGACAUCAAAGAGCUGUCCUCAGAAGCGGACGAUCAAGACAUACCGCCAUCCAGAGACAACAGUCGUCCAAACACAUAUCAGCCAUCCUCAGUCGGGAAGCAGACAGUAGGUGCAGCUACAGCGCCAUCUUCCACAAUGUUGCCUUCCCAUCAGGCCGGCAUAGCAACACUCGCAACACCCAGCGCUGGCAUAGUACGCAGUGGCACCACUCCUACCAGCAGCAAUAGCAGCAUGUCUGCUGGUCCCCUUAGAAUGAGUACGGGAAGCUUGGCCAGACAUCUCGUCUUACCAGCAUCUGAGGAAGAGCUGCCGCUGAGCGAAGCAUUCAAGCGUUUGACUACAUCUGGUACAAACUGGCCCACGCACCAGAUGCGUACUGUGUUACAUCUGUGCCUGUCUGACUCAAACUUUCCGGCAUUCGUAGAACAGGUUGAGAAGGAGUUGAAAAAGGUUAUGAACAAUGAUUGAUUGCACCAGGCAAUGCUUAGCGCUGACAAACACAGCAUCCAUUUCUAUCCGUUCUAUUCUUUUUUACAGAAGUUCAUUCAUAUUCUUUGGAAGUGUGACUAUAGUCUUUUCUUUAGUCCUUUCUUGUACAAUUUGAUAGGUGUGUUUUAGUUGAAGAACCUUUUAUUUAAUACUUUACACCGGUUUCACAUUUCCUCAAAACGGCUCGGCAAUCGUAAGCUCAGGCCAUUGCUUGCCACGUACAUGCACAACAUAAUACAGGCCUGCUGCUGCUCUGGUUAACCAGCAGGCAGGAAGUCGACAAAAACCAUAAAAUACCAGUAUUGUAUAAGGGAGUCGUACAAUACCGGUUUCUAAGUGGAGAUGCCGCGAGAUGGAUUCUUUGCGCAAUACAAUAACAAGCGCAAGCUCAAACAUUGCUGCUCUCGGUCUGCUGGUGAC
Sycon ciliatum is the source of this 1659-nucleotide messenger RNA. Its product is annotated as meiotic recombination protein REC114-like. Lineage: Eukaryota; Metazoa; Porifera; Calcarea; Leucosolenida; Sycettidae. The transcript has a single exon. Bases 286 to 1218 code for a protein of 310 amino acids. The record is from RefSeq and is a predicted model, not a curated record.